Messenger RNA from Stegastes partitus (bicolor damselfish), 3611 nucleotides. Its product is annotated as clathrin coat assembly protein AP180-like. Gene Ontology annotation, molecular function: clathrin heavy chain binding; phosphatidylinositol-4,5-bisphosphate binding; 1-phosphatidylinositol binding. Bases 66 to 2258 code for a protein of 730 amino acids. Gene Ontology annotation, biological process: clathrin-dependent endocytosis; synaptic vesicle budding from presynaptic endocytic zone membrane; clathrin coat assembly. The record is from RefSeq and is a predicted model, not a curated record. Gene Ontology annotation, cellular component: clathrin-coated vesicle; clathrin-coated pit; extrinsic component of presynaptic endocytic zone membrane. Lineage: Eukaryota; Metazoa; Chordata; Actinopteri; Pomacentridae. The transcript has 21 exons.
CCCCACACACAUCGUCCCGUGCUGAGAUAAAUUCCUAAAGGGGGGGUCGCAUCGGCGGAGAGAAAAUGUCGGGGCAGACGCUCACGGAUCGCAUCGCCGCUGCGCAGUACCAGCUGACGGGCUCGGACAUGGCCCGGGCGGUCUGCAAGGCCACCACGCACGAAGUGAUGGCGCCCAAGAAGAAGCACCUGGACUAUCUGGUGUCGGCCACCAACACCACCAACGUGAACAUCCCUCAGAUGGCCGACACGCUGUUCGAGCGGGCCACCAACGCCAGCUGGGUGGUCGUCUUCAAGGCCCUCGUCACCACCCAUCACAUGUGUGUCCACGGCAACGAGAGGUUCAUUCAGUAUUUGGCUUCCAGGACUUCCUUGUUCAACCUCAGCAACUUUAUUGACAAAACCGGCUCUCACGGCUACGACAUGUCUACGUUCAUCAGGCGGUACGGACGGUACCUGAACGAGAAAGCCUUCGCCUACCGCCAGAUGGCUUUUGACUUCACCAGAGUGAAGAAAGGCGCCGAGGGAGUGAUGAGAACCAUGACCACCGAGAAGCUGCUGAAGGGAAUGCCGGUUCUGCAGACUCAGAUCGACACACUGCUGGAGUUUGACGUUCAUCCCAAGGAGCUGAACAACGGGAUCAUCAACGCUGCGUUUCUGCUUCUCUUCAAGGACCUGGUCAAACUGUUUGCAUCCUACAACGACGGAAUCAUCAACCUAUUAGAGAAAUUCUUCAAGAUGAAGAAAAGCGAUUGUAAGGAGGCGCUGGAGAUCUACAAGAGGUUCCUGACCAGGGUGACGAAGAUCGGAGAGUUCAUGAAGUUGGCUGAGACGGUCGGAGUUGACAAAAACGACAUUCCUGACAUCAACUACGCUCCCAGCAGUAUCCUGGAGUCCCUGGAAACACACAUGAACGGCCUGGAGGACGUAAAAGGAGGAAAGAAGGGAUCUCCAACAAAGGGUUCUCCAACGAACAACGUGUCUCCGACAUCGACUCCGGCCAAAUCCUCGAACGCCGUCCCGACACUGCAGCCUCCUCCCGGGGAGAGCGCCGGAGCUGCUGCCUCGGCCGCUCCAGAAGCAGCCGAAGAUUUAAUUUUUAAUCUUUAUUUUGGCGGCGCCUCAUUGGUGCCUGCAGAAAUGGGCGACUCCUUGCUAUCCGAACCCACCCUCACAGCAGAGCCCGCCCCUUCCCCUGCAGCAGCCACGCCCACUCCUGCAGCGGCAGAACCCGGAGGCUCUCUAGCUCCUCCCACUAGCACGGCAGCCGCCGCCGCCGCCACCUCCCCUGGCGCCGCCGCCGGUAAUAUGGAUCUGUUGGGAGAUGCCUUUGCCACACCUGCUCCCGCCGCCGAGGCCUCUGCAGCUGCAGCCGAAGGUGGAGCUGCAGCCACGUCCGCCCCGGCCGCCAACGCCGGAGCUGACCCCUUCGCUCCGUCCGACUGUAGCUCCACGGCGGUGUCCUCGGGUCUCGACCUGUUCGGCAUGAUGACGGCGGACAGCGGCGGCGGCCCGGCGGGCUCUCUGGACGCCUGCUUUAGCUCCCCUUCCCCUUCCCCCUCGCCGCUGUUCGCCUCCUCGUCCGGCACCAUCGUCACCACCGCCACCAUCUCCGCCCCGCUAGCGUCCAGCGCCGACCCUGCAAAUGACCUUUUCAGCGAUAUCUUUGACUCCAUGCCGGACGUCGCCAAAGCAGAGUCGACUCCCGGCGCCGACUUGUUUUCAGGAGUGGAUGUGUUCAGCUCCCCCGUCCUCUCCUCAGCGCCCCCACCCAAAGUAGACACGGGAGCCAUCAUGAGCCUGUUUGGUGAGUCCACAGGAGGCGACGCCCCGGCUGCUGCUGCUGCUCCUGCUGCCCCCGGAGCCGAGCUGAUGUCAGUAUUUGAUGGCUUAGGGGAUGUAAUGAAGCCCACUGUGACCCCUCAGGCGGGGGAUGUUGACGCCUCCAUGGCCAACAUGGCAGCUAGUAAUCUGGGCUUCACUGGCUAUUCAAUGGACCAUCUCCCCUUUAGGUGGCGCUCACGCUCCCCCCACGCCGCAGAUAUCGUGUCUCACUGUGUGUUUUCCGUCCGUCUGUCCAUGUUUAAGGCCGGGGCACCAGGCGCCGGAGCUCCCAUGAUGCCGAUGGCGAGGCCAGGCUUCCCAGCCGCCGGAGCGACUCCCGGAGCGCCGAUGUCUCCUGGAGUGGCCCAGAGCCCUAGAAAGCCUCCCCCGCCCAGGAACGCUCUGGACGACCUCAACAUUAAGGACUUCAUGUAGACUGAUGGACCCAUAAACCCCCCAAGGUUUGUCAUUUGUGUCUGGAGCUCUGUGGAUGUGGAUGUCUGCACUUCCUGCCCUCCCCGCCUCCCCCCCUUCAGCCAACCAGCCCGUCAUCUCUCCGCGAACCUCCUCCCUCCCUCAGCCGUGAAAAGAAUUAAACCCGUCCUUAUCUAAUGUCGUAGCACAACUGUGAAUGUGAACCCCUAGAUACAGAAAAACAAAAAACAAAAACAGAAUUGGUGUGUGUGGGUGUGCGUGUACUUCAGUGUUAACCUUUACUUAAUAUACUACUGGGGAAAAAAAACAAAAACAGAUAAAUAAAUAAAUGUGUAUUUAGAUUCAUUCUGGAUUUCGGCGUAUCAGCUGACUGGGGAUGGCGGAUAAAUGUCGUUUUUUUGUUUUUUUUUUCUUUGCGCAUCUCCCAGACGAGGACUGUGUUGUUUAAAUGUGGACUGUGUUCGGUGUAACUUCACUGGCCAACCCUCCCACUCCCACUCCCACUCCCACCAACUAAUACUGAGCUAUGUUUAAUGUCACUGAAGACUUGGUUGUUCCUAUAUCUGCUUGGCCGUCCAUCCUCCCACCUGUCAGGAUUCAAAUGCAAAUCUGGACUUAUCAUCAUCAUCACCAUCAUCAUCAUCAUCAUCGUUGUGUGUUCAUUUAUACUUUAUUUAUUUUUUUGUUAGCAUAUGUUAUAUGAAACAUGCAAAAAAACUCAAGUUGACAUAUGCAUCUUAGACUAUUUUCAACGAUAGAUUAUUUUCUUUAUUUUGAGUGAAUAAAAUGCAUCAUAUAUUUUUAGUUACAUUAAAUUAUACGGUUGAAAACAAAAAAAAAAGGCAAGUAGAUGAAAUAACCUUCCCCCUCCACCCGCUCUUUGUACAUACCUCUAAAUCUGUGGGAAAAAAAAAAAGAGGCGGUGCAGAAUGGAAACGUCGCCGCCCCCUGCUGGCGCGGAGUGGAACUGGAUUUAUCCUCCUCAAAGAGCUCCUCUCCUUCCUGGUUUUCGCCUCGGGACGGGAAUCGAAGAGAAAAGGCAGCGUUAGUGGUUAUUGGCUGGAUGUUCUGUGUGUCGUUUAUUUCCAAACAGUGACUGUAUCUUAAUCCAUUGUGGCAAGUGUUGAACGAAAAAUAAAGGUGACUGUGACACAUGAAACCUAAACGAACGUGGAUAGAUAAUGUUUAUUCAUAUGAAGGCUGUGGUUGUUCUUUUUUGUUUUUUUCUUUUGGAGUUUCUUUUCUUUUCUUUUCUUUUCUUUUUUGGGUUUUUAUGGAUGGCAUCGUCCUCCCUCCCUCGACCCCACCUGCAUGUAAGUCCAAAUGAGAUGCAAUAAAAGACAAAUACACUGA